AUCACGCAUUUCCCUUCUUCCUUCUGCAUUUAGCAUUCAGUGUUGAAGGUCGUGUACGGACCUUAGUUUUUAGUUUAUCAUUAAUUUAGCAAUUAGCUAAAACUUAAGUCAUGGCAAAUAACGACAAUUUUGCACAAGACGUGACCGAUAAUCAAUUAAACGGAAAUGCAGAGAACGGUGGAGGUGAUAAUGGACAACAAGAUAAUGGUAGCGAAGCCCCGGGACGCGAUGACGACAGAAAACUGUUUGUCGGAGGAUUGAGCUGGGAAACCACAGACAAGGAAUUACGUGAUCACUUCAGUGCGUAUGGUGAGAUCGAUAGCAUCAAUGUCAAGACAGACCCCAACACCGGCCGAUCACGAGGCUUUGCCUUCAUCGUUUUCAAGGCACCUGACUCCAUCGACAAGGUUAUGGCUGCCGGAGACCACACAAUCAACAACAAGAAAGUAGACCCAAAGAAGGCCAAAGCGAGACACGGAAAGAUCUUUGUGGGAGGUCUCAGCAGUGAAAUCUCAGAUGAUGAAAUCAAGAACUUCUUCAGCAACUUCGGAACCAUCAUUGAAGUUGAAAUGCCUUUUGACAAGACAAAGAACCAAAGAAAAGGAUUCUGUUUCAUCACCUUCGAGUCGGAGCAGGUUGUCAAUGAACUUCUCAAGACUCCCAAACAGACCAUCGCCGGAAAGGAGGUGGAUGUGAAGAGGGCGACGCCCAAGCCCGACGGCCCCGGGGGCAUGACCGGGCGCGGCGGGCGCGGAGGCCGGGGCUCGCGCGGCGGCCGCGGCGGCCGCGGCGGCUACGGCGGCCAGGGCGCCUGGGGCAACCAGGGCUACGGCGGCUAUGGCUACGGCCAGGGCGGCUAUGGCGGCGGAUACGACGGCUACGGCUACGGAGGUUACGGCUACGACGGCUACGGGGGCUACGGCGGUUACGAUUACUCCGGAUACCCCAAUUACGACUACGGCGGGUACGGAGGGUACGAGGGCGGCUACGGCGCGCGCACGGCUCCGCGCGGGAAAGCCGGCUACCAGGGCGGCAAGCAGCGCGGCGGCGGCGGCGGCCGCGCCAACCAGAGGCACCAGCCCUACUGAACCCGACACUCGCGUACCUGCCAAUAGUCAUCUCAGUCCAAUAGUAAGGUUAAGUGCCCGGUCAUGAGUGCCCCCCGUGCCCCACUGCCGCGCCGGGGGCACUUCAUUCCAUUCCACAUUAUUAUUAUAAGAAAUUAAUCUUUUUUAAGAAGAUUUUUUAAGGAUAAAUGUCUCUUGUAACAGUGCCGUGCUUGAGCGGCGUUACAUACUUAUUAUAAUAUAGAAUGGAUUAUAGAUUCACUGAGUAUUAUUGCAGAUUGAUUAGAUUCAAUUUUGUUUAUUUAAAUUGUUUCCUUUGGAGUCCAGUAACGUACAGUUAGGGCCGCGGGCUGCCGCCGUUCGCUGCGUGCGUGUUUGUGUGAAUGCGCGAGGUCGCGAGAGCGCCUCCACUGACAGUUAUUUGAUUGGGAUCUCAUUGCAGAAAUGUUGUACUUUUGUAUGUUUAAUUUUGGUAAUCUUACAAGGAAUCAGAAUCAUGUAUUUUAUACAAACCUAGAUGUUUCUUCCAUUGAGUAGGAAUGAAAUUUAAUUCUUAGAUUAAGUCUCGGACAUGAACAAACUUCUGGAGAUAUACGAUUGUGUAUGUCGAAAUAAAACGAAUGUGUAAAUAAACAAUUGACUUUUA
Cydia amplana is the source of this 1713-nucleotide messenger RNA. RefSeq names its product RNA-binding protein squid (gene sqd). Gene Ontology annotation, biological process: regulation of gene expression. The coding region runs from base 111 to 1088 and encodes 325 amino acids. The record is from RefSeq and is a predicted model, not a curated record. Lineage: Eukaryota; Metazoa; Arthropoda; Insecta; Lepidoptera; Tortricidae. The transcript is spliced from 8 exons. Gene Ontology annotation, cellular component: chromatin; nucleoplasm. Gene Ontology annotation, molecular function: RNA binding.